CCGGAAAAAGUACGCGACGCGAUCGGAAAUUGGCGUGCGUCGCCGCGGAAGGUUCUAAGUUCUAACCUCGUUGGAGCGAGCGAGAAAGAUGACCGUCCCCCUCACCGUCGAAUUCGGAGGCGGGGCGGAGCUGCUGUUCGACGGGAGGAAGCGGCACGAGGUGGACCUACCUGGCGAGGAAUGGACGCUCGAGCGACUGCUGCGUUGGCUGCGGGAUAACCUCCUGACGGAGCGGCCGGAGCUCUUCAUGCAGGGCGACACGGUGAGGCCGGGCAUCCUGGUUCUGGUAAACGACGUCGACUGGGAAUUGCUGGGUGAAGGCGAUUAUAAACUGUGCCCGCGGGACAGGGUGCUCUUCAUCUCGACGCUGCACGGAGGAUAGAAGAUACGAAUUUUCGAUACAGAAAAUUGACUAAUUGUAAGGAUAAAUGUAAUCCAUCCAAGCAUUGUCAACUUUUGUAAUAUGUAUCUAUGUAAAAUAUUUUAUAUUUCAAACCGUUGCAUUUUAAAUGCGACAUGAGAAAAUUAAGUACUUUCUUUUGCAAAGUUUAUAUCAGUAUCAAGUAAUUGUUUUAUUUCAUCACAAUCAUCGGUCAAAACUUGCAAACUCAUUUCAUUAUAAUUGAAAUGUUUGUGGAGAAAGUUGUAAUCUUUAUUCUGAAGGGCCAGAACUUGUAUGCAAGUUUUGCCUUGAAGAAACGAUACUUAUCACUAGUUGCCUUGAGAUAAAUUCAUGUCUCAUAAAUUGUAUUGCUAUCGGAAUGGAAUAUUUUCAUACUCAAACUUCUUAGCAUAUCUUCUUGUACAUAUGAUGUGACAAAUCCUGAAAUCCUUGGUUCUUUGCUUGAUAGAUGAAUGCUCUAACAUUGAACUUUACAGUGCUCUAUAAUUAUAAUGUUACAUUAUGAAAAAUAAUUGGGUUGCUUCGCAAAGAUUUCUUUAGUAAAAUCAAUAUUUGUAUUUUACAAAAAGUAUAAAUUUGUUCUCGGACAAGCGUUCGGCCUACACACCUAAGAAUACACAUUUAGUUCGGUGUUCCAUCUGAUACCCAAUGAAUAUGCGACUGAUUUUCUUUGCGUUUUACCUUAACAAUUUGACUACCACCGGGUUCACUUGUUAUUUAUUUUCAUGUAUUUCUAUUUUCCCACUUGACUUCUCCCUACAUUAAUAAACCAGCUGCUAGUUGGGUGUAAUUGUCUUUCUUAUUGUCAAUUUGUACUUUAAUACCAGAUACUAUUCAGUUUACAUGGUAACUCGUAAACUAUCAUAUUGAUCUGUCAAGUCAUCACGUUUGUGUGCGCGAGUUAAUUGAAACUUUUAAAUUGCACCAAUUAGUGAUAUAUCAGUCGACUUUAUUUUAUAAUCACGCGUGAAUUGCAUGUUCCCCUUGUUGGUUUCGCGUUAUCAUUUUUUUGUAAACGUGAGAUAUUUAUUCCAACAUGACGUUUAUCAGAUUCGCGUAUGAUGCAAUUCGAUGGAUAUUUAAUUAAAAGCGAAAAUUGCCCAAGUUUGAAAAAAAUCUGUUUUUGAUAAAUUGAGAUAUUUGUAAACGAAUAAGGUAAAAUACAUUUUUUGCGUACUUUAUAUCACAUAAAGUAUUUGAACUGUGAAAUUAUUUUCCGGUCAACGUUUGUAAUUUCAUUGGCACUUGCCUUUCAAAGCUACGUCUAUUCUUUUUCUAGUCUCCUAGCUGUGAACACAGUCAUUACAUAGUGUAUAUAAAUAUAAGAGAUACACCAAUAUUUAUAUACAUUACAGGCUUGCAUAGUUUUACGCUCAUUACCUCGAAAUUGUCUAACAACACGAGGUAGCACGCACUUCUCUUUUGUUGAAAGGAAAGAGCGAUGAAAAAUCGCUAGAAAAAUCUUGUCAAUUGCGAGAUGGCUGUGUUUUAUGUCGGCACACAUGUUUGGACAUGUUUGGUGCCUCUAGAAAUUUCAAUCACAGAUCUGCAGCUUUUAACGGUAAUCUUGAAUGUACAAUGCAAAUCUGUAUUACCGUAAUGUAUUACGUUGCUUCAACUUUAUGUAUGUUUGCACAUAAUCGAGAGCCUAAUUAAAAAUCCAAGACAAUGUUAUACUUUUCUUUAACGAUUAGCGAAAGCUAUUCCGACGUUGCUUGUAAUUAGAGAAAUACUUGCUAUUUUAAAAGAACCAGAGUGCGUGCAAUAAUACAUCUUUUGUUAAAAAUUAUACAAAUAUUAGCACGAGCAUAUUAAUAUUUUACGUGCAUCGUUUUACAAUAUUUUUGUUUCACAAAGCGUGAGGUAUCUUUGAUACAGUCGAUCGCCUCGUGUGCUCUGUAAAUCUCAAGUGAUGAAGGCAAGUGGCUUCUAAUUAAAGCGAACGGGGGAAAGGGGAGGAGAAAGUCUCGUUAGUAUAUAUCAAACUCGUAGUUAGUUGACGUAUCUAUGAAAUAGAUUUCACGACACCGGAACCAAUCAAUCGCCGGCGGAUCGAUGGGAUCCACCACUGUGCCGUAUAAUAAUCUAGCGAUAUACAAUGGCGCCAAUUAAUCACGCGCAUGAGCCGCGCGGAAAAUCGGGAAGGGGAGGAGGGAAAGAUCCUAACGAGCGUCGAUCUCUCUCUCUCUCUCUGCGUACUUUUCGAUCCUUUCGCGUGCGUGCGCGCGUGCACGCGUGCGGUCGCAUGUGGGCGAGUAUGCGAAACGCAUCCGCCUAUCAACGGAGGCCUGAGUGUGUCGCAAUCGCUAAUGGCCUGGCGGGGUUGGAUGGUCCAGUGAUUAAUUGUGUCACCCGUGAUUACAUUACGGACGCUGCGGAUCCACUAUAUUAUAUACGGUUAUACGUGCGUGUAGCGGGCGGAUUGCGCGUUACGUACGUGCCGCGCGAUGCGCCGCGACGCGACGCACGAGGAAACGCGCUUGUAACAAGUCGGCUGCGACAGGGAUGGCGGUGGAAACGGCGAACCGUCCGCUAAUCCGCAAUUGCAAGGUACACCUCGCGACCAGAUGACGCAUGGCGAAGAAAUGCCUUGCUAAUGCACCACGACCGGCUCGCGCGAAUAUCACGGGGCUUCUCGUAUUUACUCGCCGGUCCCUGAUGCUUGUCUGAAAGCACCCCGCGUAUUUCAUAGUCCAUAAUCUCUACGCGUAGCUGCAUACUUCCGGGGUGGUUCGUGAGUGGCGUGUGAAACGGGAGGGCAGGAGGAGGAAUUCCUUAUUUAAAUGUGAAAAUCUUUAUGGAAGAAUGUUUCUAUGUUGCGCGUAAUGGAGAAGAAAGAUCCUUUCUCGAACUAAGCUUUCAAGACUGCUGUAAAUGUGGAUAAUUUUUAUUCUUCGUUUAACUCCCCCGAAGGGGGGCGGAAUCUUCACGCAUACAUUUUUCCACCUACAUGUGGUGGGGGGGAGUGACUUAUAUGCGGGUGGAAAAAUGUCCCUUCGGGAGGGCUCCACUUCGUUAAGAUAUAACCCUACCCACACUAACUCGAAACUGAGAUAAUUUUGUAUACGUAUCGUCUACAUUGAUACGCUUGAAAAAACUUUAAUUGUGUUCACAAUUCAUUAAAAAUAAAAUAUUCAAUAAGUAAUUUUUAUUAAAAUGUGUGACUAUGACAUUGUCGACUACAAUAUAGACAGAUUGCUUGAAUUAGUUGACAUUUUUAAAAAUAAUAUAUAUUUUAAGGCGAGGAAAAUAACAUCGAACGCGAUAUCCAUGUGUUCACUAAAAAGAUAUUGAAGAAACGUGUUUAGUUAAAGUGUUAACGAUGUAUACGUGUAAUUUCAAGCUUAUCUCAAAGUUAAAAAACGGCAUUGUACAACAUGCAUUUCGCAAUAUUCUUCUAUAAGGGUUUGUCAGGCAUAGAUAAAGAAGUAAUUUUAUAAGAUAGUUAAAAAAAUCCUAGUGCACGAUCUCUAUGUCGACACGUUGAUUAUAUCCAAAUUGUGAACUCUAUAGCAUAAAAAGUAAUAAAAAAGAGGCUCCGACGCA
Vollenhovia emeryi is the source of this 3949-nucleotide messenger RNA. It is a transcript of the gene Urm1, whose product is annotated as ubiquitin-related modifier 1. The record is from RefSeq and is a predicted model, not a curated record. The transcript has 5 exons. Gene Ontology annotation, cellular component: nucleus; cytoplasm. Gene Ontology annotation, molecular function: protein tag activity. The coding region runs from base 89 to 382 and encodes 97 amino acids. Gene Ontology annotation, biological process: tRNA thio-modification; protein urmylation. NCBI's taxonomy places the organism in Eukaryota, Metazoa, Arthropoda, Insecta, Hymenoptera, Formicidae.